UUUGCAUUUGGAGAACUUCGCUUUUCACUCCUAUUAUUUGUGAAUCUCACAAUUGCCUUCUCUCUCUUCUUCUCCUCAUUUCUCCCUGUCUGCGGGACCAAGAGCGUGAGGACGGAAAACCAGAGCUCCGAUUCACGGAUAUUAGAUAAUUUGAGUGAGAUUAGAAAUGACUUCGCAGCCUAAAGAUGUUGGAAUCCUUGCUACGGACAUCUACUUUCCUCCUACAUGCGUACAGCAGGAAGCAUUGGAGGAUCAUGAUGGUGUGAGUAAAGGAAAAUACACUAUUGGACUUGGGCAAGAUUGCAUGGCAUUUUGUACAGAAGUGGAAGAUGUCAUUUCAAUGAGUUUGACAGUUGUUACUUCCCUUUUGGAGAAGUAUGGGAUUGAUUCAAAACAAAUUGGUCGCCUGGAAGUUGGCAGUGAGACUGUAAUAGACAAGAGCAAGUCCAUUAAGACCUUCUUGAUGCAAAUUUUUGAGGAAAAUGGCAAUACAGACAUUGAAGGAGUUGACUCAACAAAUGCAUGCUAUGGGGGAACUGCAGCUCUAUUCAACUGUGUGAAUUGGGUAGAGAGUAGUUCUUGGGAUGGACGCUAUGGACUUGUUGUGUGCACAGACAGUGCGGUCUAUGCAGAAGGACCAGCCCGUCCUACUGGAGGAGCGGCUGCUAUUGCUAUGCUGAUAGGGCCAAAUGCUCCAAUUACAUUUGAAAGCAAAUAUAGAGCAAGCCACAUGUCUCAUGCCUAUGAUUUCUACAAGCCCAAUCUUGCAAGUGAAUACCCGGUUGUGGAUGGGAAACUUUCACAAACUUGUUAUCUCAUGGCUCUCGAUUCUUGCUACAAGCGUUUAUGUGACCGGUUCGAAAAAUUGGGAGGAAAGCCAUUCUCGAUCUCCGAGGCAGACUAUUUUGUGUUCCAUUCUCCAUAUAAUAAGCUUGUGCAGAAAAGCUUUGCUCGGUUGUGCUUCGUUGACUUCUUGAGGAACGCUAGUUCUGUUGAGGAGGUUGCAAGAGAAAAACUGGCACCAUUUUCAGCUUUGUCUGGUGAGGAAAGCUACCAGAGCCGUGAUCUUGAAAAGGCAUCACAGCAAGUUGCAAAGCAGCUAUAUGACACAAAGGUGCAACCAACCACUUUGCUUCCAAAACAAGUGGGCAACAUGUACACUGCCUCUCUUUAUGCAGCAUUGGCAUCUCUUAUCCACAACAAACACAAUUCACUGGUGGGUAAACGGGUACUAAUGUUCUCUUAUGGGAGUGGUCUAACUGCCACAAUGUUCUCAUUGAAAUUUCGGGAUUGUCAAUAUCCAUUUACCGUGUCAAACAUUGCCACGGUGAUGAAUAUCUCUGAUAAGUUGAAAUCGAGGCAUGAGACCCCCCCUGCAAAAUUUGUGGAAAUAUUGAAGCUAAUGGAGCAUCGAUAUGGAUCUAAGGACUUUGUGACAACCAAGGAUACAAGCCUUUUAUCUCCAGGUACAUUUUAUCUCACUGAAGUUGAUUCCAUGUACCGGAGAUCGUAUGCGAAGAAAGCUGAAGAUGGCACCACUGGCGGUAAGAACACUACAGCUUGUGAAAAUGGGUCACUAGCAAAUGGUCAUUGAGAGAGCCCCAAUCCCAAGGAUUGGAGGAAUGGUCAAAAUUUGGCCUUAUUGCAUUUUCAGAUACUGGUAGUGAUUAGAAUAGAGGGUGGAACUCGGUGCAAUGGUAAGGCUCCACGAAGCAAGGGUAAGGCUGCGUAUAUUAUGAUCCUGGCCAAACCCUGCAAUGGCGGGAACCUCGUGCACUAAGUACACCAUUUGGUAGUGAUUAGAAGAAACUGCUAUUUAUACUAUUUUUUCCCAACGGAUAUGGUUUCAUAGUCAGCAAAUUUUCAUUGUUAGUAGUGUGAGUAAAUUUGAUUUCUUGGAA
Molecule: messenger RNA, 1901 nt
Organism: Macadamia integrifolia
Lineage: Eukaryota; Viridiplantae; Streptophyta; Magnoliopsida; Proteales; Proteaceae
Product: hydroxymethylglutaryl-CoA synthase-like
Exons: 12
Coding region: 167-1594 (475 amino acids)
Biological process (GO): acetyl-CoA metabolic process
Molecular function (GO): hydroxymethylglutaryl-CoA synthase activity
Source: RefSeq, a predicted model, not a curated record